Molecule: messenger RNA, 963 nt
Organism: Penicillium atrosanguineum
Lineage: Eukaryota; Fungi; Ascomycota; Eurotiomycetes; Eurotiales; Aspergillaceae
Product: dihydrodipicolinate synthase family protein
Exons: 2
Coding region: 1-963 (320 amino acids)
Molecular function (GO): 4-hydroxy-tetrahydrodipicolinate synthase activity
Source: RefSeq, a predicted model, not a curated record
AUGGGAUCCGUUCAACAAGCAUACCCGCCAGGAAUUCACGUUCCCUGCUUGACGUGGUUCAGGCCGGACGCUACCCAGUCCAUUGAUUGGGAAGUCCAGGAACUUCACGUUGAGUUCCUUGUCCGUAGUGGCCUUCAUGGAAUUGUGAUAGCGGGCACAAAUGGAGAAGCUGCCACAUUGACGCCGGAAGAGAAGACUAAGCUGUUGCGCCUCACGCGUUCCACGGCCCAAAAGCUCGGACAGCCCAAUUUACCCAUUACUUGUGGCACUUUUGGAGGUUGUACCCAAGCAAUUAUUGAAGAUACGAAGCUGGCAUUCAAAGCUGGUGCAGACUAUGCACUCGUCUUAGUGCCAUCGUACUUCCAUUUCGCGAUGGAUACAGCUGCCAUCGUUGGCUUCUUCCAGGAGGUCGCAUCUGCCUCGCCUAUUCCCAUUGUGAUCUACAAUUUCCCCAGUGUUGCCGCCGGACUUAAUGUGACUUCAGAGAUGCUUGAAGUUCUGGGUGAACAUCCGAAUAUCGCGGCAGUUAAGCUGACUUGCGGAAGUAUUGCUUCGGUAGCUAGGUCGGCCGCCAAAUUUGGUCGUGCGUUGGAUGAUAAUCCUGCGUUUGUCGCGUUGGCCGGUCAAAGUGACUGGCUGGUUCCUUGUCUGGGUGUCGGCGGUGCUGGUUGCAUUACGGGGCUGGCGAAUCUUUAUCCCAAGACCUGCGUGGAGCUCUUCAACUUGUAUAACGCCGGAAUCACCGCAGAGGCGGAACAGUUGCAACUGCAAGUUGCCGUUGCCGAAUGGGGGUUCGCUAAGGGGGGUAUCAACGGAACGAAAUGGGUCGUUGCCAAAAACCUGGGCUAUUCGGAGGAGAGCUCAUGGUGCCGGCGGCCCUACCCGAAAUUUUUGAAUGAGGAGAAGCGAGCAUGGAUUACGAAGCAAGUCAAAGGAGUAGAGAAGGUUGAGAAGGGGCUUUGA